AUGCCCUCAGAAAGGACCCAUAGCCAAACCCUGGGAUCAUAAAGCAGCCUGGACCAAGGCUUGUUUGACUGUCUGAAGCCUGACUCUCCUAUCCCCCAGCAGCUCUUCUCUGGCCUGGUUGGGGUCGGGGUUCCCUCUUCUGGCGUGCCCUCAGCUAACUUCCAGGCAGUUGGCCUGGUUCUGGGGACUCCCCAAGACGUCUUCAUCCAGAUGACCGUCUCCUCCAGGGAGGAAAGGGGUCCACACCACACUGAGGGUGGGCAAUACCUCCCCCGCCCGCCCUCGCAACUUCAUCACCACCAGCCACUCCAGCACAGUACCUCCCUCCUGCACUCGGCUGCAGGGGCCAUAGAGAGGCAUGGGAACAGGAAGGUGGUCUCGGAGGAGCCCUCUACACUAGCACCAGCCAUAUCGGAUCUGAAGUCUGUCGUCACCUGGCUGCAGAGGGAAUUCCCAUUCCUCCUGAUCCUCCUAAAUAAAGUUUGUUUUCAGCACAAGCUGGCACCUGGUGUCGCUACGGGUAGUCUUCACAUUUUAUACAACUUCGAUCUGAGACCAUAACUCUUAUAGUUUUGAGGUUUUUACAUUUAUAAACAUUUGAGCAUAUUUCUUGAGUGUUAUCUAGUCUACAUAAAUAGCUAGCUUGAGAAUUGGUUCUGGCUCAGCUCGUGAGAACAUACAUACAUUAUUGAUUAAUAAUGCAUUUGAUUAUUUACUAUUUGUCUGUCUGCGUAUCAGGAGGAGAGGUCUGUGGUUGUAGCACUGUGGAUGAUCAUGCUCCUAUCUAGAAAAAUCUUGUAUCUCUACUACACAUUCAAUGCUGCACAGUUGUACAACAGGCAUAUGUCACCAUGUGACUACGUUUCAUCCCAAUGUUUGCAAAGCCCAACAUCAACAGCUUUGACUUCUUUGAUCUGGGCGAUGGGGAUCACUGACUUUGUUCUCAAAAGUACUUCACCAUCGGCCCUGUUUCUGCCCAAGAUCCUCCGGGCCUUUAAAUCCAUGGUUUUGCCCGUUGGGGUCACAGAGUGUAUUUUGACUCGGCUGAUAAACAGGCCAAUCAGAGAGUGAGGCUGCUGCCACUGAGCUCAUUUCUCCCUGGGGGGGGUGCAGAGGUGAGGUCAUCCUUCCCUGGGGCUGGACCAUUACUGCUGUGUGUGCUCCCACUCCUCCUCGGCUGCUGGGGUACCCGCGCCACGCUAUCACUAAACCAACCGACCAACCAACCCCCACCUUUCCCACCACCCUCUGCCCCAACCAAACCUUGUCCUGAAACAGGCCCAAGUGGCCCACUUUCAGCCGAUGAAGUCAUGGCCACACAUCAGCCAAUCAUUCUGCUUCGUGCUUUUGCUUUUGCUUCCAUCCACGGAAGGACUGAUUUAAUGAUCUCACAAGCACAAACAUGCAAGUCGGUACAAGUGGAGGCCUACAGAAAAAGACCAGACUCUUGUACAUUGAUUUACUGUAUACCGUGGUGGGUUGUAAAUGUAUUUGAUUUACUUUGCUCUACUGUUAUUUUAACAUUGCUUGUUGGCUACAUUUUUGACACUGUCAGUGCACUCCCACUUCAGGGAAAUGUAUUUUCUAAUAACCAUGCAGCAAGAUUGAAUGAAAACAUGCUUUUAGCAGCUGAUAGGAAUUAUUUAUAACGGUGGCGUACCCAACUGCUGGGUAGGCUAUGAUUGGUAGGUUGAGAGGUCAGCAUCACUAAUGAAACAAAACAAGCAGAAAGUUCCAGAAUGCUUUAGAACUGCUUCUGUGGCUCAACGUUUCUGGCUGGAGUCCAGUUUUAGUUUGACAUAUCAAGUGGUUGUGUGUGUGUGUGUGUGUGUGUGUGUGUGUGUGUGUGUGUGUGUGUGUGUGUGUGUGUGUGUGUGUGUGUGUGUGUGUGUGUGUGUGUGUGUGUGUGUGUGUGUGUGUGUAGCCAGGACUAGGGGCAGGAAGGGACAAUGAGGAAAGAAGCUGCAGCCUGUGGAGCCUAGGCCAGCGGCAAUGCUUAGUCUGGAGCGUGCUGCUUUAAAACUCUUAUAGUGUGCUGCUCUUAACCCAUAAAAGUCUAAGCCCUGUCAAAGCUGGGGGAUGAUCAUUUAGCUAUUUGAUUUUGAAUUUUAAGACCCCUUGAAGUAUAAAAAAAAAAUGAAUUGAAUUGAAUAACAAAUUCACCACAUGGAACAACAUAUUUUAUAUGUAUUUAAUCCCUUAGUUCAUGAGAACAGAACUGAGUCAGAACUGUUCACAGAGGUGUGUCCUCAGAAUAUUGCAAAAUGGGACAGGACACUGCCCAUCAGUGAGUGGUUAAAGAAUAGAAAAUGAGAGAGAGUGGGGCCGGGUUUGAGUCAUUAAGUCGAGCAGAAAGGGAAUCAUAAAAAAGUAAUCACUAGGGCACUGUAUUCAGGGAAGAAUUUGUAAUGUUUCAGAGUGAGAGUUUCUCAUGUUUUAAGUAUAUUAUACAGUGGUCACCAACCUGGUCCAGAGGCAGGCUUUUGUUCCAGGGCUGCACUAAUGCACCCGAUUCUAGUGCCUUGACUGUGUAAUAUGUUUAUCUUUCAGUCGUUUGACCUCUGUGGACGAGUAUCAGCCAUACGCAGGGCUAUGGGAAUUCUCUGCAGUUCUCAGGUGAGAAAUUAUUACUUUCUGUAAAGAAAAGUAUCAGGGCCAAAUACCAGCCCACAUCACUGCCCUAUAACACUACUAGGUACAGUUGUAAACCUUCAACUGUCAGUGGGUUUUGCCUGAUCUUGCACUCUGAUUGAAUCAUCUUACUACAUGUACCGUAUUAAAUUGCAACAUCAGAAUAAAGAUACUGUAUACAGUUGACCCUGUAUGGCAGGGUUCCCCAACUGGUGGCCUGCGGGUGUUUUAUUUGGCCCCCCGGGUUUUCAGAGCAAAACAAAUUGAGAAUUAUUAUUAUUACAUUUUGGGGGGCAUAAAAAACUGUAAAAACACCAGGAAAUCAGCUCCAAGUUAUUUUAAUUUUGGAACUCUGUUCCCAAGUAUUUCCAUAAUAGGGAGACACGUGAUCAUAAACAAAUGUAAGCAAGGGUUGAAAUGAUUGUUUUAGUCAAAUAUUAUAUCUGUUUGGGCUUCUUGUGGUCAAUUUGCAGUCAUCAAAUUAUUUGUAUUUACUGUAUGUUCCGGGGGCCCCGACCGCCAGCUCAAGAAAAGUUUGGGCCGCGGCUUAAUCUAGUUGAUAAUCCCUGCUGUAUGGUAUGGGAAUGUAAACACAAGCUUUGUCUCCUUGUGACCACCUACCUGAUGCUCUAUCACCCAUAGGGUUUAGGGUGUGAGGGCCAGCAGCCAGCAGUGCAGUGAGGCUGGAGAUGUGUACUAUUUGUCAGGGUGACUUCAGAAACCCCAUAGCUCUUCUCUGGCAUGUGAGAGUACAUACAUCAAACCAUAAACUCUGCUACUACAUACUUUACUAUAACACCAUUCUCCGGUGUUAACCAUGAUAACCACAAGCCGACUAACAGUAUGGGCUGUAUCACAACCGGCCAUGAUCGGGUGUCCCAUAGGGUGGCGCACAAUUGGCCCAGCGUUGUCCGAGUUAGGGGAGGGUUUGGCCGGGGUAGGCCGUCAUUGUAAAUAAGAAUUUGUUCUUAACGGACUUGCCUAGUUAAAUAAAAGUUCAAUUUAAAAAAUGGUUUUAUAUGACCCUUAGUGUGGUGUAGCUUGAUGCUAAAGUCACUGUCCAUGACUCUUUUGUUUCUUUCUGUGGCCUUACUGAUCAAUACUGUAUUGAAUAACUGACCAAUACUCAAUGCAUACUCCUUUUGGUAAACCAAAGUGAAUGUGAGUGUAAAGCCCAUGUGUUUGUCUCUCCCACCUAGCAUGUGUUCUGUGAAGAGUGUCUGUAUUUGUGGUUAGACCGUGAGCAAACAUGCCCACUCUGUGGUCAUAGGCACCACCUCUGCCCACUUCCAGAUCUACUAGCUGGGAUUGACAGCCAUUAGCUUCCACUGGAGGACAUUAGAGGAAUAAGUCAUUUAAGUAUGCCCUUACUGUGUUGCCCGUUGGAGUCUAAACUCUACAGUCUAUACAGUUGUCUCAUCCAUCCUUGCAAAGAAAUAGAAUGUGAACUUAUCUCCAUGCAGCACAGCAGUGUGGUAUUGGUCAGUAUUAUUGUACAGGGUAGCUUAUGUCAGCACAUUAAUUGCUCAUUUGCUGAUUGAUGUAUUUCGUAGAUCUUUCACUAAUGUUGCCAUUCUUGCGUAAUUUACGUGUUAUACAUUUCACCUGAGUUCUAGUAAAGAUACAGCUUAUGUUUGAUGACAUCAGACCUACCAAAACAUUUGAGAAACUCAAACACAAGUUGUGUUUUCAGUAUGUAUCAGAUUUUUCAUUUGCCAAACAAUGAUAGCAUGAAAGCAUUUUUACUUUGAAACUUUUAUUAUCCAGAGUGAGCACAGAAUUCACAAUGUAAUACAAAUGUAAAUAGCAUGUAAAGAACACAUUCUUUAUAAAAGACACAGAUUCAGCACUGCAAUUGAAAACUACAGUUUUUUGCGAUAUAUAAAAACAGCUUAUGUACUGUAAACAUGAAUAGCAUGCCCUUAUUUUUGCACACAAGAUUUCUUGCAUGGUUUCAUAAACAUUAUCUGCCUUAACAAUGCUGAGCCCCCAGCCAAUUUCAAAAGUUCAAAAAAUAGAACAGUUGAUUUGACUUAUUUUUUUCAUUAUCAAUAUUUGAUACAACUAACAUCAUUAUUCACCUAACAAAAAUUACUGCAGAAAAAAACCUUUACAAAUUGACUUUCAUAUUUAUUAAGGAUAUAAUCCAGACUUUGCAUGGUCUCUAAUUAUUACAGAACCUUUUGUAAAAAGUAGUGCUAUUUCUCCACAGAGCACCAUUUCCAGAUUGCUCAAACGAGACAGGCGUCUAAAAAGUAGAAACAUGUAUUUUUUUAAUACAAAUAAGCUUUUUCAAUUAGGUAAUUGACAUCGUGUAUUAGUGCAUCGAUAAUUCAAGUGUAAGGUCGUCCACAUAUGACAGUCGCGUGGGCAAUUCUAGUACGUUUUUCCUUUGGUAACGGUCAAGGGAGGAUGACGUCACCGUUUUAUUCUCGGAAAAAUUAUAUUAUACUAACACAAUUUAUGUCUGUUAAAUCCUACUGAAUUCCAAGCAGUGAGUCAAACAAAAUAAACUGGGAAAUAACGCAAUUAAAAAUGUAUUCACACAGUACUACAUUUUAUACCCAUAAAACAAGAACUGAAAAUGUUACUUAAUCUCUGUGACAUAAUGUUAUGUCACAUGAAUUCCGAAGCACAACAUUUUCCUUAGCCAACAAAGUACAAAAAAAUGUACCCUGUUCCGAACUGUCUUGCCGAUUUUGGGGCAUGGUUAUUAUGACCUCGGUGCACACUGAACCUCGGCUGGCUGUGGCUGGCUGUCAUCCUUUUUCUCAGUGCAAAUAUUCUGACAGCUCUCUCUCCUCAGGAUCCUGAAGGCACC
Oncorhynchus keta (chum salmon) is the source of this 5452-nucleotide messenger RNA. Its product is annotated as RING finger and transmembrane domain-containing protein 2. NCBI's taxonomy places the organism in Eukaryota, Metazoa, Chordata, Actinopteri, Salmoniformes, Salmonidae. The record is from RefSeq and is a predicted model, not a curated record.